Molecule: messenger RNA, 1143 nt
Organism: Lecanosticta acicola
Lineage: Eukaryota; Fungi; Ascomycota; Dothideomycetes; Mycosphaerellales; Mycosphaerellaceae
Source: the annotation of a GenBank genome assembly
AUGUCACACUCAGGCUGGCAUCAAGCAGCUAUAGUAGCUUCCUGGUACUACCUAUCUGCGAAACUCAAGUAGUCUGCAGACCACUGACCUCACCUUCACAGGAUAUUGGGCUGGUUCUACUUUUUGGCUUGGACUAUCUCGUUCUUUCCCCAGGCGAUCCUGAAUGUGAGAAGGAAAACGACCAGAGGCCUCGUGCCAGACUUUCCGCUCCUGAACGUGUUCGGCUUCUUCUGCUACACUCUAUCAACAGCUCUGUUCCUCUUUUCAAAAGUCGUCAGGAGCGAGUACGCUGCUCGUCAUAGCGUUUCUCCCGAGCCCACCGUCCGUAUCAACGAUCUGACCUUCGGUGCGAUUGGGUUUACCAUGAGCAUUCUUACUUAUUCGCAAUUCUGGCCACGACUCUGGGGAUGGGGACAUGAAGCGGGCGUUCAGCGACACGCGAAUGCCAUUACCCUCGGCCUUAUAUGGGGGAGUCUGCUCGCUUCACUGGUCACGAUUCUUAUCGUCCUACUUAAAGGAGAUCCCAAUGACAGCAGUGGAUGGGCAUGGAUCGAUGCUGUGUACACACUUGAAUACAUCAAACUUGCUAUGACAGUAUUCAAGUAUAUCCCGCAGGUUGUACGUCAUAUUAUUGAGGAGAGAAAGCAAACAUGUCUGCAACAUUUACUAACCAUUUCCCUCUGCUCUAGGUGGCAAACUUCCGCCGACGAUCGACUGCAGGCUGGAGCAUUGCCCAGCAGCUUUUGGACUUCUCUGGCGGCGUUGGCAGUCUCCUGCAACUUAUCAUCGACAGCAGCCUGCAAAAUGACUGGAGUGGCCUCACCGGCAAUCCAUUGAAGUUUGGGUUAGCAAACAUCAGCUUGGUACGAUACUGAAGGGCAGAAGCCGUCCCCAACGCCUAGGCCAUGUCUAAGCCAUGGACAGGCUGACACCAUCCUAUGUUCCUGCGCUAUGUCCGACACGUCAGCUAACAGUCCGCGAUUCUGUCGGCAGGUGUUCGAUGUGGUCUUCCUUGUACAACACUUCUUGCUUUUCGGUCCCGUGGAAGAAGGUCUUGAUCGAGAGCGCAGCAUGUCCAGCGAUCGAGGGCAAUCGUCUGGCGAUGAGGGGCAAUCUUUAUUGCCCGGCAACAGCGAUGCGUGA